UGCGAUUAUUGUGUGAUGGAUAUUUAGUGUACUUACAUUCGUAGACCAUGUAACUCAUUUGUUAAGUUUUUGGAUAUUCAACGGUUCUGUCACUUUAAGGAAAAAUUACAACACAAUAACUAAACAACAAAAAGUGAAUGUUCAAAAUUUUCUAUUCUUCAAAAAGCAUUCCCAACUUAAGCUUUACAAAUCAACCAAGAUUUUUCAAAUUCAUCAUACAUAAAGGAAAACAAAGAUCAUGACAGGGAUGAUCGAGCAUCGUGAUAUAAUGGAAUCCAUAUCGAAUCCAUUAAAACCUUAUCAAAAUCAAUGUUUAAGUCCAUUAAUAAUACCACCUUCCAACUCGUUAAAUAUUGACGAGGUGGACAACUCAGAUUACCACUUUGAAACCGUGAGGCUGCAGAGUUUUGAAAAUUGGCCAUUAAGUUACAUGGAUCCAUCCAAGCUUGCAGCAGCUGGUUUCUAUUAUACUGGUGAGAGUGAUAAGGUAAAAUGUUUCGAGUGUCAAGUUGAGAUACGUCAGUGGUUAGAAGGCGAUGAUCCAAUGGUGGACCAUCAGCGGUGGUCAGGAAGAUGUAGAUUCAUUAGGAAAAUAUCUUGUGGUAAUGUACCAAUCGGAGUAGAUCCAGAUACAAUUCCUGCACCGAGACAGCGAAGUCGUGACGUUUGUGGUCCUUACGGAGUUGAAUAUCGACCAGGAUCUGGACCAGAUUGUUCCUCGAUAACAUCUACAAGCUUUCAACUGCCAAGCUCAGCCAAGCUCGGAUGUUUUGGAAUUAGCCGACCUAGAGGACCUGUGCAUCCAGAGUACGCUAGUUAUGAUGCGAGACUGCGAACUUUUGAUUCUUGGCCAAAGUCAAUGCCACAGACUAAAGAACAAUUAGCAGAUGCUGGAUUUUAUUACACCGGAAAGGGCGAUCAAACACUAUGCUACCAUUGUGGGGGAGGUUUAAAAGAUUGGGAACCAGAAGAUGAUCCAUGGGAACAACAUGCAAAAUGGUUCUCCAAGUGCUUUUACCUUAAUUUGGUGAAAGGACAAGAAUAUAUUAAUGAUGUCACGGGUCAACACAUAACACCACCAUCUAAAGAGCUGACGGUUCUCCACGGGAUAAUUGAUCAAGAGCUUUGUCAAAACGUGGUAUUUUACCUAAGUUCGACCAACUUGAGAAGGGACUUGCUAAAGAAAUAAGAAAAGGACAGCAGUAUCAUUUAGCUCUUCCGAUUGAAGCUGAUUUUGAAGAAAAUUUGUCAAACACUUUAAACAGUAUUCAACUUACAAUACUUUCAUUAUAUUCAAUAUAAGCGAGACUGAAUUUACGAUCUAGUAGUAUCACAAAGCUUCACAAAUUAUUAUAUGUACGGGAAUAGUUCAAUAUCCGACGAAGGAAAAGCGAACUCAAUUACUUGAAGAGGCGCAUUCUUCAGCUUUAGGAGGUCAUAAAGGAUUUACAAAAACUUUUCGUCGAAUUCGUCAGAAUUAUUAUUGGGAGAAUAUGAAAACUGAUAUUCAGAACAGUGCUUACAGUGUUAAAUUAAAAAAUUAGUUCGCGUAAAAACUAAAAAUCACAUGAUAAUAACGUAGACGCCGGGAACCGUUUGAAAAAAUUUCAAUGGACAUAGUUGGCCAACUUCCCCAAACAACAUUAGGCAACGUAAAUAUCUUAACCAUCCAAGAUAAUUGUACAAAAUAUGUUUUAGCUCUAGCAAUUUCAGACGCAAAAGCGCCAACAGUAGCUGAUAGUUUUGUUCAACAAUUUAUAUGUAUUUAUGGUUCCCCAAAAACAGUUUUGACGGACCCACGUUCAAAUUUUCUAAGUAAUUUAAUGAAAAGAAUAGCAAAACGUUUUAGAAUUAAAUAACUUAAAACAACAGCAUUUUAUCCACAAUCAAACGGGUCUCUUGAACGAUCACACCACGUGUUAGCAGAAUAUCUUACACAAUUUGUUUCAAAAACUUCCGAAUGGGAUGAUUGGCUUGAAUUAGCCAUGUUUUCUUAUAACACAAGUGUCCACGUAGGUAUAAAAUGUACGCAAUAUGAAUUAGUUUUUGGAAAACUAGCACGUCAACCAUCAAAUGAACCUCUAUCAAAACAAGAAAAAUUGCAAACUUACGACGAUUAACAAACAAAUUUUAUAACAAAAUUGUAUGAAAUGAUAUUAUUCCUAGUAACCCCAUCAGAUGCGACAUCCUCGUACAUCAAGUCUCUUUUUUCUAACUCAUUAAACAUUUAUCUUGAGGAUAUUAUUGAUAUUGAAAUCCUGUCUGAAAAAUAUCCAUUUUUAUCUUAUCUAGACGUGUUCGAAUUAUAAUAUUUCACGUUUCUAAUGCGAGUAGUCAUAAAAUAAUGUCAAAUCAAUUACUUAUCUUUAAAAUAUUCCGUCAAUUUAUAAUCAAACAUAUAAUAAUAAUAGCUUCUCACUGAAAAAAGAUCUAUUUUUAGAAAAGUUAGGAACAUAUUUAAAAUAAUUCGAAUAAAAUCAAGAUGAUUCUCGUUAUCCACACAAAGAUAAUUUAUUUCUUACUCCUAACAAGAUCUCUCCAAAAAUAAUUUUUUUUUUUUUUGAAAAUCAUGUCAAGGGUCGAAGAAAUUAACGAAAUAGUCGAGUUUAAUGCCAAUUUUAAUUACUAUGCUUUUGAAAAUCUAACAAAAGAUCUAGAAGAGACUAUUGACUCAUAUACCUCUCUUUUAAGACAACUUUUAGAAACCCUCACGCAUACAGUUACAAAUUCAUGGACCCUCCAGUCUUUUCCCGCUCUUUCUUUCAUUUUAAUCUAAACCUCUCUACUUCUUUUUUUUUAAACAUUUUGCCGUUUUCAAAAAUUAAACAUUUUAUAGUUGAGAACUUUUUAAUUUGCAUGGUAACUAUUCCUAUACCUGAUCCACUUUGACUGUUUUAGGCACCUAGACUCAGCUUAAUAAUCCUCUAUGCAGAGAAUCCAUCCUGGAUCACACCACGUAUUCGGUUUUAUUUCUUGUAGCCCUCAAUAGGCAAUUUCGUAUACCUACCUAUACAAACUCUUAAUCGU
Messenger RNA from Belonocnema kinseyi, 3027 nucleotides. Its product is annotated as baculoviral IAP repeat-containing protein 3-like. Bases 239 to 1189 code for a protein of 316 amino acids. Gene Ontology annotation, cellular component: cytoplasm; nucleus. The transcript has 3 exons. NCBI's taxonomy places the organism in Eukaryota, Metazoa, Arthropoda, Insecta, Hymenoptera, Cynipidae. Gene Ontology annotation, biological process: positive regulation of protein ubiquitination; negative regulation of apoptotic process; regulation of cell cycle. The record is from RefSeq and is a predicted model, not a curated record. Gene Ontology annotation, molecular function: cysteine-type endopeptidase inhibitor activity involved in apoptotic process; ubiquitin protein ligase activity.